AUGCCAACACUAUUGUCGGUCAUCACUGUUAACCAUGAWGUUAACGAUUCAGUAAUUAAUUUAAAAGAAAAACACAUAAAAAUUGAAAUGAAAAACACACAAAAAGAUCGACCAAAAGUGUUGAUCACAAGACAUAAGAUGACUAAACAAAGACAUACGAUGUCUAAAAUGCCAACAAUUGUUAGCAAAGUCGGCAAACAAUUCGAGAAAAAGGCAUUAAAUAGAUUCGAAAAGAUUCGAUCUACGGACGACGACCCGAGCUAUGAAAUGAAUGUGUUGGCCACGAGUCACACCCUAUCCCGUCCACAGUCGCCUAAAUGGGAUCCAUUAGAACAGCUGUACAAACGGGUAGAAAUGGGCGAAAGUGGACAUUCAAUGAACAUCGAACAGGAUCUCAAAGCUCUGGAUGAACUCGACUUUAUUAUUGACUAUCCGAAGGAACAAAUCUAUUAUAUAGACAUCCAUCAAAUGUCGAAAGAGAUCGAAGAAAUUGAAGGACACAAAAAACUUGAAACUAUUUGCCGUUAMAACUCUAACCUGAAGAAGCGCGAGGCCUACGAAAUGGAUAAGUUUAUCAUGACUUUUGCCAACCAUCUAAAUAUAUGUCCCAUUAAGAUGACCAUCAAUAUGGGUCUGAAGUAUCUUCACGACAGCCGUAUAUUUCACGGCGACAUUCAUUUGGGAAAUCUGUUGAUAUUUUACGAGAAUAACGAUUUGGUGGCCAAAUGGACUGAUUUUGGUUUGAGUCACAUGAGUACUGCCGGACGUUACGUAUGGAAUAAGUAUACCGAUCGGGAUAUUGAACUGAGUUUUCAUAUAGAUAUCGCUUACUUGUACUCAAUAUUGUUGGACUGUUGGAAAGGUAGGCAAAUAAAGACUGAAUUGCCAAACGAAACACAGACAUUACCGAAAAUUAUGGACGAAGACAUUGUCAUCAGUGGUAUGAGUGGCCGAUUCCCGAAGUCCGACUCCACCGAUGAAUUCGCUCAUAACCUAUACAAUGGAGUCGAUAUGAUUACCGCCGAUGAUGACCGUUGGCCUACAGAAAUCGACAAAUUUGACGGCAAUUUCUUUGGUAUUAUGCCUACAAUGGGUGACACCGUUGACCCGCAGUCGAGAAUACUUUUGGAGACUACUUAUGAGGCCAUCGUUGACUCUGGAAUAAAUCCACAGUCACUUCGCGGAUCAAAUACAGGUGUUUAUAUCGGUUACACAACUUUUGCAAUGCCUGAGGGCAUACCAGAAGAGGUACAGCCAGACUCACAAAAUUCAUUAACCGAAACAUUGCUAUGGAUUCCGGGAAACUCCAAGUGCUUGUAUGCCAAUCGCAUAUCAUUUGUGUUUGACUUUAAGGGUCCGUCAUUAGUGACCGAUACGGCCUGUUCCUCCAGUUUAGUGGCAUUCAAUCUGGCCAUCAAUGAUCUUCGAUUAGGAAAGUGUGAUCAGGCAAUAGUCGGUGGCUCACAGCUAAAUCUUCAGCCCUUCACUAAUCAUGUUUUCCAAACUACACGAUUAAAUUGUUUGGAUGGCAUUCCUAAAGUAUGGGAUGAAUCUGCCGAUGGAUUUGUUAGGGGAGAGACAGUCGCUUGUCUUUUCCUCCAAAGAAAGAGUAAUUCAAAGCGUAUUUAUGCCACAGUAUUGAACAGUGGUGUCAACAUUGAUGGCAACAAAACUAUGGGAAUGUUUUUCCCUUCUUCUGAAGGACAGGAAGAUCUAAUGAUUAAAGUUUACAAAGAAGUUAAUGUGGAUCCACUGGAUGUCAAUUAUUUUGAAGCUCACGCCACAGGAACUAAGGCUGGCGAUCCUCAAGAGGCGAAAGCCAUAUACAAUGCUUACUGUAAACUACCGAACCGUUCGGGAACUCUACCCAUUGGUCUAUUAAAGAGUAAUAUAGGACACACAGAGAGUGCAUCGGGUAUAUCAUCGGUGAUCAAAGUUCUGAUGUCAUAUGAAAAUGAAUGCAUACCUCGUAAUCUUCAUCUUAAAAAUAUCAAGACUUCCAUCGCUGAUAUGUGUCCGCCAUUGGUUCCCAUUCAAGAAAAUUUAAAAUAUAAUCCAGGUAUCGCUGGUGUCAAUAACUUCGGUGUCGGCGGUGUUAACGCACACGUAUUACUUGAGCCCAACUAUAAAGUGGUCGAUGACUACCAGCUCAAUAUUGCUGAUACUAUUCCCAGAAUUAUCAAUAUUUGCUGCAGAACUGAAUCGGCAUUAAAUCAAAUGUUUGAUUACAUUCAGAACAAUCCGAAGAAGAUUACCCGCGAUUUUCUGGCGCUUUUGAGCGACACUAUGAAGAACCAGCCGUUCAUUAAUUCAUCAGGUCUUCCACAUCGAGGUUCAAUGAUAAUAAAGCAAAUCACAAAUGAGAACAACGAUAUUGAAUACAAAUAUCAAAAACAGUCUGCAAUUUUAGUCGAUAAAAAUGUUAGACCGGUUUGGUUUUUAUAUCCCGGUUUGGGUGGACAAUGGGUUGGUAUGGCUAAGGCAUUGAUGCCGAUUAAGAUAUUUGCCGAUAAAAUAGAGGAAUGCCAUGAAAUACUCAAACAAUUUGGAAUAGACUUAAAACAUUUGCUAUUAUCUGAUGACAAGAACUCCAUGUCAUCGAUGACCAAAAAGUUUUGUUCGACUACUGCUCUGGAGAUUGCAUUAACAGAUCUGAUGAAAUCACUUAAUAUAAUACCGGACGGCAUAAUUGGUCACUCAUUUGGUGAGAUUGCCUGUGCYUACGCUGAUGGCUGUCUAUCUACUUCAGAGGCACUGUUCAUAACAUACAUUAGAGGAUCCAUUACUGAAAAUGAUAAGAAAAUACCAAAAGGUYUGAUGGCUGUGGUAGGCAUCUCAUGGAGUGAAGCCAAGAAAUUAUGUCCGAAAAAUAUUUACGUUGUCUGCAAUAACUCAAAAGAUACGGUCGUUUUUUCGGGUCUAUAUAAUGAAAUGAAAGAACUGAUUGAAUCGUUGAAAAAGAAAGGACUGUUUGUUCGUAUAUUAGAGAGUCAUGACAUCCCAUAUCACAGUACAUAUCUGAUGUCAUCGGCAAAGAAGAUGACCGACGAAAUCAAGAAAUGGGUUCCAAAUCCUAAAUCAAGAUCUAAAAAAUGGAUUUCAACGGCAAUUCUUGAGUCUGAUUUAAGAAAUGAAGAUUUGAAGUAUGCGUCGGCAGAAUAUUUCGUUCAUAACCUCAUUAGUCCCGUAUAUUUCUACAAUAAGCUACAGACUAUUCCCGAUAACGCUAUUGUGGUUGAGAUCGGACCGCACGGUCUUUUCGCUAAAACAAUAACCUCAACUCUCGAGUCGUCCACUUAUUUGUCACUCAUUAAGCGUGACUCCAAUGACACCAAUUUAGACAAUUUUAUGUCAGGUUUGGCCAAAUUGUAUGAACUGGGAAUCAAUCCGUCCAUUGAAAAUCUAUACCCUAAAGUUGAGUGGCCAGUGGCUAGAAAUACACAAUCAAUCAGUUCGCUGAUGUGUUGGGAUCACAAUAAAAAUUAUUUUGUGCGCAAAUAUCCUGAUUUUUACUUUAAAGGUACAUCAUCUGACAUGAAUGAGACAAUCAAUCUUCAGCGCCAAUACAAAGUCUAUUUACCCGAUCACUCGAUUGACGGUAACAUACUAUUCCCCGGAACCGGUUAUCUGAUGCUUGUAUGGCGACAUUUGGCCGCUAAAAAGGGUCGGAUAUGGAAUCAGAUUCCAGUUGUGUUUGAAGACAUACAGUUUAGGCGUCCAGUGUUUUUAUCGGAUACAGAAAUCACAAAACUUAAAGUCAAAAUACACGAAAGUACAGGCGAUUUUGUUGUUGAAGAAAAUAACAACACCUGUUGUUUGGGAAAAAUCUUCUGUCCGGAUGAAGACUUUCUGUGUGUUCAACAUAUCAUACAUGACAUUCAAAGUGAGAAACCAUCGGAAAGUGAGGUCACUCUAACAACCGAUGAUAUCUAUAAAGAUUUACGAUCUGUUGGCUAUGAUUACGGACCAUUCUUUCGUGGUAGAAUGGAAUGGUAA
Molecule: messenger RNA, 3996 nt
Organism: Oppia nitens
Lineage: Eukaryota; Metazoa; Arthropoda; Arachnida; Sarcoptiformes; Oppiidae
Product: fatty acid synthase-like
Exons: 15
Coding region: 1-3996 (1331 amino acids)
Biological process (GO): fatty acid biosynthetic process
Molecular function (GO): fatty acid synthase activity; 3-oxoacyl-[acyl-carrier-protein] synthase activity
Source: RefSeq, a predicted model, not a curated record